CUCCUUUGAUCUUCUCGACAUUUCUUAUCCCCGCAGUCAUAGUUACCCUAUUCCCAUUUCCUGUUUGUGUGUCGAAAUGUGAUAACUAUCAUUCUACACUUCCUUUCCAAUCUAGUCAGUUCCGAAGGUCCAACAAUCACAAUGAAGCUUGUCGGGCUAGGUAUCACGGUCCUUUCUUACGCCGUUUACUGGGUCGUGACUUGGGCGAUUUCCUGGCGAAAGUCAUGCCAACUCGCCAAAGCGUCUGGAUUCCCCUACAUAGCCUUGCCCCUUUACCCAUACACGCGCUUCUGGAUGGCAACCUGUGGACUAUGGCUUCCCAUCAUUCGCAAGCUUCUUCCGACGUCGAUGACCGACGACUGGAUCGACAUGAUUUACGAUGACUCCCUGUGGCUCGAGGGAUUUGCUCCUCAUGAGAAACUCAAAUCUGACACCUACAUCCUCGCGGCGCCGGGGAGAUCGAUACUUAUCACAGCAGACCCGGCCGUCAUUACGCAAAUCGCGGCGAGGCGAUCCCACUUCCCCAAACCGUUAGCACAAUACACCGCGUUAGAUGUUUUCGGAAAGAACGUCGUCACGACCGAGGCACACGACUGGCGGAGGCAUCGGAAACUAACGAGCCCGCCGUUUACGGAGAAGAACAAUCGGCUCGUUUGGCAAGAGAGCAUAUACCAAGCGGCGGCGAUGCUAACGUCUUGGGUGGGCAAAGACGGAAAGGGAAAUCAGACGAUACAGAAUGCCCAUUCCGAUACCAUGAAGCAGACGCUACACGUUAUUAGCCGAGCGAUAUUCAACGUCCGAUGCCUUUGGCCGGGUGUUAAUGACAAUGACGAGAAGGCGAUUGCAGAAGGAGCCAUGAACACGAGCAUGGUUCCCGAGGGACACAAGAUGAGUUAUGUGGAUAGCAUGAACAUAUUGCUUCAUCGGAUUAUCCCCAUCAUUGUGUUCCCAAGCUGGUUCAUGAAAUAUUCCCCAUGGGGUUAUCUCCGCGAGACCCAACUUGCGUAUACAGAGUGGGGCAAAUAUUUGGAGUCGAUGUAUCAGAAGAAGAAAAAGGAGCGAAUUGCCUCGGAAAAAGGCGACUGGGGUCUCGAUGUCAUGGGUGCAAUGAUCGAUGGCUCUGGUCUUAUCCCGGGAACACCAAACUACGGCAAAGCGGAUGCGGGUCUCAGCGAGUCUGAGAUCCUGGGCAACGCCUUUGUCUUCGCCCUUGCUGGCCAUGAAACAAGUGCCAACACGCUCUUCCAUGUCCUCCUCUUCCUCGCACUUAACCCAUGGUGUCAGAAACACCUUCAAGAGGAGCUCGACAACAUCUUCCAAGGCCGACCCAUUAGUGAAUGGGAUUAUGAUAACGAUCUGAACCCACUCUUUGGCGGAUACGUCGGCGCCGUCAUGAACGAGACUCUCCGUCUCAUCCCACCAGUGAUUGGUAUCCCCAAGACCGUACUUGAGGAUGUCGGUCAACCGCUCACCCUGAAUGGCAAGGUGCACAUCCUCCCUCGUAACUUGUACAUCGUCCUUUCGGCCACGACGGCGCACCGCAACCCAAAGUACUGGCCAAAUGGCCCUCCACGUAACCCAAAACGUCCAGCACAUCCGAAGAGCAACGUGGACAACGAUAUGGAGGAAUUCAAGCCAGAAAGAUGGAUCCUGGAUCCGAGCGCAGUUCCCAUAAAAGACAAUGACGACGCCACGGUGGAAUCGGAAGACCUUGGUGUCAACACGAACCCGGACACAGCGAAUACGCUCUUCCGUCCCACCAGAGGAGCUUACAUCCCCUUCAGCGAAGGAUUCCGGAGCUGUCUAGGGCGUCGUUUCGCGCAGGUCGAGAUCCUCGCGACAAUGGCGGUGAUUUUCCAGAAAUAUUCCGUAGAGCUGGCGGUGGACGAGUGGGCCAGUGACGCAGAGGUGGAGCGUAUGCUGGCGGGAGGAGAGCAAGGGCGAAAGGAACUGGGGGAUGUAUGGUGGAAAGCGAAGGAACAUGGGGAAGACCUCAUUAUUAAGGAGAUGAAGACGAUAUUGACCAUCCAGCUGCGGAAGGGGAAGAUCCCAUUACGAUUUGUCAGGAGAGGGGAGGAAAAGUUUGGCUUCAUCUCAUGAGCGGCGAUGUCAAGGGCGGUUCGGCGUAUGACUUCGUCCUCGAUUUAUGCAUUAAGAACUGAACCAGGCUAGGUGAUUGUAAUAGUGUCCUGGUAAAGGAUGGGAAAGGGGACAUCCCCCGUAUCUCAGCAUGAGUGGAUUGGAUAGUCACUCCGUUUUGAGAGGCGCAGAAUAAGUCUCU
Molecule: messenger RNA, 2281 nt
Organism: Eremomyces bilateralis CBS 781.70
Lineage: Eukaryota; Fungi; Ascomycota; Dothideomycetes; Eremomycetales; Eremomycetaceae
Product: cytochrome P450
Exons: 2
Coding region: 142-2100 (652 amino acids)
Molecular function (GO): oxidoreductase activity, acting on paired donors, with incorporation or reduction of molecular oxygen; monooxygenase activity; iron ion binding
Source: RefSeq, a predicted model, not a curated record